AUGACCGUGAAUUACUUUAGUUGGUCCUUGACAGAAUUCAGCUUACUUUCGGAUACCAGCGUGGUGACGACACUCGUUCCGCCACAUGGUAUAAAUUACUACUCGAGUCAGUAUACGGGUGGUAAUUACUACUCGAGUCAGUAUACGGGCGGUAAUUACUACUCGAGUCAGUAUACGGGUGGUAAUUACUACUCGAGUCAGUAUACGGGUGGUAAUUACUACUCGAGUCAGUAUACGGGUGGUAAUUACUACUCGAGUCAGUAUACGGGUGGUAAUUACUACUCGAGUCAGUAUACGGGUGGUAAUUACUACUCGAGUCAGUAUACGGGUGGUAAUUACUACUCGAGUCAGUAUACGGGUGGUAAUAACUACUCGAGUCAGUAUACGGGUGGUAAUUACUACUCGAGUCAGUUUACGGGUGGUAAUUACUACUCGAGUCAGUAUACGGGUGGUAAUUACUACUCGAGUCAGUAUACGGGUGGUAAUUACUACUCGAGUCAGUAUACGGGUGGUAAUUACUACUCGAGUCAGUAUACGGGUGGUAAUUACUACUCGAGUCAGUAUACGGGUGGUAAUAACUACUCGAGUCAGUAUACGGGUGGUAAUUACUACUCGAGUCAGUUUACGGGUGGUAAUUACUACUCGAGUCAGUAUACGGGUGGUAAUUACUACUCGAGUCAGUAUACGGGUGGUAAUUACUACUCGAGUCAGUGUACGGGUGGUAAUUACUACUCGAGUCAGUAUACGGGUGGUAAUUACUACUCGAGUCAGUAUACGGGUGGUAAUUACUACUCGAGUCAGUUUACGGGUGGUAAUUACUACUCGAGUCAGUAUACGGGUGGUAAUUACUACUCGAGUCAGUAUACGGGUGGUAAUUACUACUCGAGUCAGUAUACGGGUGGUAAUUACUACUCGAGUCAGUAUACGGGUGGUAAUUACUACUCGAGUCAGUUUACGGGUGGUAAUUACUACUCGAGUCAGUAUACGGGUGGUAAUUACUACUCGAGUCAGUAUACGGGUGGUAAUUACUACUCGAGUCAGUAUACGGGUGGUAAUUACUACUCGAGUCAGUAUACGGGUGGUAAUUACUACUCGAGUCAGUAUACGGGUGGUAAUUACUACUCAAGUCAGUAUACGGGUGGUAAUUACUACUCGAGUCAGUAUACGGGUGGUAAUUACUACUCGAGUCAGUAUACGGGUGGUAAUUACUACUCGAGUCAGUAUACGGGUGGUAAUUACUACUCGAGUCAGUUUACGGGUGGUAAUUACUACUCGAGUCAGUAUACGGGUGGUAAUUACUACUCGAGUCAGUAUACGGGUGGUAAUUACUACUCGAGUCAGUAUACGGGUGGUAAUUACUACUCGAGUCAGUAUACGGGUGGUAAUUACUACUCGAGUCAGUAUACGGGUGGUAAUUACUACUCAAGUCAGUAUACGGGUGGUAAUUACUACUCGAGUCAGUAUACGGGUGGUAAUUACUACUCGAGUCAGUAUACGGGUGGUAAUUACUACUCGAGUCAGUAUACGGGUGGUAAUUACUACUCGAGUCAGUAUACGGGUGGUAAUUACUACUCGAGUCAGUAUACGGGUGUUAAUUACUACUCGAGUCAGUAUACGGGUGGUAAUAACUACUCGAGUCAGUAUACGGGUGGUAAUUACUACUCGAGUCAGUUUACGGGUGGUAAUUACUACUCGAGUCAGUAUACGGGUGGUAAUUACUACUCAAGUCAGUAUACGGGUGGUAAUUACUACUCGAGUCAGUAUACGGGUGGUAAUUACUACUCGAGUCAGUGUACGGGUGGUAAUUACUACUCGAGUCAGUUUACGGGUGGUAAUUACUACUCGAGUCAGUAUACGGGUGGUAAUUACUACUCGAGUCAGUAUACGGGUGGUAAUUACUACUCGAGUCAGUUUACGGGUGGUAAUUACUACUCGAGUCAGUAUACGGGUGGUAAUUACUACUCGAGUCAGUUUACGGGUGGUAAUUACUACUCGAGUCAGUAUAUGGGUGGUAAUUACUACUCGAGUCAGUAUACGGGUGGUAAUUACUACUCGAGUCAGUAUACGGGUGGUAAUUACUACUCGAGUCAGUAUACGGGUGGUAAUUACUACUCGAGUCAGUAUACGGGUGGUAAUUACUACUCGAGUCAGUAUACGGGUGGUAAUUACUACUCGAGUCAGUAUACGGGUGGUAAUUACUACUCGAGUCAGUAUACGGGUGGUAAUUACUACUCGAGUCAGUAUACGGGUGGUAAUUACUACUCGAGUCAGUAUACGGGUGGUAAUUACUACUCGAGUCAGUAUACGGGUGGUAAUAACUACUCGAGUCAGUAUACGGGUGGUAAUUACUACUCGAGUCAGUUUACGGGUGGUAAUUACUACUCGAGUCAGUAUACGGGUGGUAAUUACUACUCGAGUCAGUAUACGGGUGGUAAUUACUACUCGAGUCAGUAUACGGGUGGUAAUUACUACUCGAGUCAGUGUACGGGUGGUAAUUACUACUCGAGUCAGUUUACGGGUGGUAAUUACUACUCGAGUCAGUAUAUGGGUGGUAAUUACUACUCGAGUCAGUAUACGGGUGGUAAUUACUACUCGAGUCAGUAUACGGGUGGUAAUUACUACUCGAGUCAGUAUACGGGUGGUAAUUACUACUCGAGUCAGUAUACGGGUGGUAAUUACUACUCGAGUCAGUAUACGGGUGUUAAUUACUACUCGAGUCAGUAUACGGGUGGUAAUUACUACUCGAGUCAGUAUACGGGUGGUAAUUACUACUCGAGUCAGUAUACGGGUUAUCUGGUUAAGUGA
Messenger RNA from Nematostella vectensis (starlet sea anemone), 2805 nucleotides. RefSeq lists its product as uncharacterized. NCBI's taxonomy places the organism in Eukaryota, Metazoa, Cnidaria, Anthozoa, Actiniaria, Edwardsiidae. Bases 1 to 2805 code for a protein of 934 amino acids. The transcript is spliced from 2 exons. The record is from RefSeq and is a predicted model, not a curated record.